This is a messenger RNA of Mesorhabditis spiculigera, 225 nucleotides long. The record is from the annotation of a GenBank genome assembly. NCBI's taxonomy places the organism in Eukaryota, Metazoa, Nematoda, Chromadorea, Rhabditida, Rhabditidae.
AUGCCGGGGUUCUUUGGCACCGGCGGUGCCUCGACGUUCGGAACACCUCCGCCGCAAGAGCCGCCGGCGAAGUCGGACUGUGUGCGUGGGUUGAGAAAAGCGCUCGAGAAGUACAACCUGCUGGAGAGCCGCAUUUGUACUUGCCGGGCCCGAGGCCGAUGUACUGUUUGCGCAUGGCGCCGCUGGGAAGGCCACGCGUACGAGGACCCAGCUCUGCGAGAAGAU